This is a messenger RNA of Poecilia latipinna (sailfin molly), 9065 nucleotides long. It is a transcript of the gene emilin1b, whose product is annotated as elastin microfibril interfacer 1b. The transcript is spliced from 18 exons. Bases 2540 to 5848 code for a protein of 1102 amino acids. The record is from RefSeq and is a predicted model, not a curated record. Lineage: Eukaryota; Metazoa; Chordata; Actinopteri; Cyprinodontiformes; Poeciliidae. Gene Ontology annotation, molecular function: protein binding.
AUAAAACCUCCCACAGCGCCUCCACAGCGCCCCUGCUGGCCGCCGCACCGCGCUGCAACUGUACAUGCUCACCUGACUGCAGUUGGACUUGGUGUCGCCGUUCAGAACAUCCGUCCAGCGGAUCGGAUCAGCAGGAUGGGACGAGGCCCGACGGACUGACGUGAGUCCAGCAGAUAUCUGCGAAUUGUCCGCUCUCCACGGAAAUGCUCGCUGAUACCUGGUUCCCAUGACAACAGACUGAUGACUUUCAGUUCCUGCCCUGCUGAAGCAGGAUGUAAAAGUCGUGGCGGUGAGAUGACCCUGCUGUUUUUAUUGGCUUGUUUUGUUCCCAACAUGAAGAGUUCGCCGUUCUUCUCACGGAGCCGAUAACAGAGCAGCAGAACAAACUAAGAGAAAAUAAAGCAGGAAGCUGAAGAGGAACUAACAGAAGUUCAGGCUGAAGCUGUUCCUGGUCUCAACCUGAGAGACGACAGAAACAUCUGGAAUCCUGAUCAGCACUAAAACACAUCACACAGGAAACAUGUUCCACACAGACUGAGAGUCUGACUGCAAAUCGGCCAGACCACUGCCGACCCGAUCGACCACUGCCGACCCGAUCGACCACUGCAGGCCCGAUCGAUCGAUCACUACAGACCCGAUUGUCUCUGAUCAACGUUAGAUUUUAUUCAGAGGUUAGAAUCAGCUGACCCGGUUCGGUCCAAUCAGAUCCUGGAACGCAGCAGCUGUGUCCUGCCUGUUUCCAUGGAGACAGUUUACCAUAAACUGAGAGGAAGUGUUGUUUGCUGUGAGGCGUUCGCUGACCUCCUCGGAGCGCGGGGCGUUCAGAGUAAUCAAACAAUGAUGAAGAGCUUCCUGUUUACUCUUCAUCUCUCUGCAGGUUCUGAGUCAGGCUCUGCUUUGGUUCUGGCCGGAUCGGGUCAGACAGCGGUGUGGCUCAGAGCUGCUCCUUCAGGGACAGUGGGUCAGAACCAGAACUCAUCUACUUCCUAAGUCACAAACAUGAGAUCCAUCUUUCAUGUGAUAACAUUGUUGUUUUCCGAACGGUUCCGGUCCAGAACCUCCGGGUCCAACCGGAGCCUGGUCAGGGACAGAACCAUGAUUAGAAGUCCAGAAAUAACCUGGUUCUGAUUAAACUGGACUCUGAUUCCUGGAACGGGUCGGAGCGGGUUCAGCAGCUGGUCACCAGCAGCCGUUUCCUGGCCCGGUUUUGGUUCUACUGGACUGUGAAGCUGAAGGCGGCCCAGUAAAGGGUGCUGGUGUUCCGGUGUUCCGGUCCGGUCCGGGUCUGCAGAGAGAGAUCUGAUGCAGCAGGAACCAGCUGGCUGAUGGAGGGGGGUAAUGACUUCCAGCUGCCUGGAGCCGAGUGGGGGACGUUUGAUUUCUGCACAGGCACGACCCCACCUGAACGCUGCAGUCAGAUCUCCUGACCCGGUUCUGAGGUUCUGUGAGUCCGGAGCAGCAGGAAGCAGGAACCAGCAGCAGCUCCAGCCGGACCGUUUGGACCGGUUCUGCUCAAAGAGAAUCAUCUGUCACGCUGAACCCGAGGACUGACACAGACUGGGUCACUUUGGUUUCACGGUGGUUUGGGUUUCUUGUGGUUCUGAACGAUCUGGAUCUGUUGAUUCUGUGUUCCAUUGGGGGCAGAUCAUUUUGGGUUUUCUGUUUGUUUUCCUUCUCGUCUCUCUGGUUCUGCUUGUUUUCAUCAGUUUUCCUCUGUGUUGCUCUUCCUCCUUCCAGGAUUUGUUGGUGAUUUAUUGGACCCGGUCUGUGGUUCUGCUCGGCCCGGCUGCGCUCUGACUCUGUACGUCCUGAGCCCGGUUCGGUGUCGUCGUGGUGUUAAUUUGGUCUUGGUGGUUUUGGGUUUCUGCUGUUUGCUUUCAGGGCGGGGCUGAGGUUUGGACCGGAGGAAACAUCCAGAACAUUUUCCUGACCCGACCCGUUUCACCCUGAGGAUGAUGAAACUCAGCUGCGUUCAGAGCGCCUCUGCAGCUCGGACGUUUCUCCACCUGAAGCUCCGCCUCCACCGCGGCGGCGCAGGAGAACCCAAAUAAACAGGCAGCAGCUGAGUGGAAACAGCCGGCCGGGCCAGGUAACCUGAACUGGACCGCCGUCCUGGAACCAAUGCAGGGCAACUGGGAACACUGGGAACCACCAUGACGCCCCGAAACAAACUGAGGAGAAAAGAAAUAAAAACUAAUGUUUGGAGAAGUUUAGAACACCUGGAAAGCUUUAUGAACACCUGAACGUCACCUGACACCAGAAACGUAGUUUGUGAUUUGUUGAUUCUGAUGUACCUUCGGCAGCUCACCGAACCGGGCCAAAGCGGGUCGAAGGCGGGAUAGGAGUGGGUCGGACAGGGAGCGGUUCUCCGCUGUGGAUCUGGACUCUGUUUGGAUCAGAACCGGAUCAUGAAUCGUUAGAACUGACUUCUCGGAACUUUAUCUGCCGUCUCCAUGGAGAUGAGAGAUUUUCCCGCCAUCUAAGCAGUUGAUCACGUGCUGAUCAGGGAUCGAUAGCCUCAUUGAUCGUAUUGAUCGGGAUGGGCGCGCUCCCGUUGCUUUUGCUCGUGCUCUGGAUUUGCGAGCACGCCAGGAGCACGUUCCCGAUGCGCGCCUCCUACAGCCUGUACUCCGGCGGGCACGCGCACGCGCACGGAACCCGCGCGGCCAGCAGACACAGGAACUGGUGCGCGUUCGUCCUCACGAAGACGGUGAGCUGCGUGGUGGAGGACGGCGUGGAGACCUAUGUGAAGCCCGACUAUCACCCAUGCAGCUGGGGCAGCACCCAGUGCAGCCGGGUCGUGGUCUACCGGACCUACAUGAGGCCCCGUUACAAAGUGGCCUACAAAACCGUGACAGAGAUGGAGUGGAAGUGUUGCUAUGGUUACAGCGGAGAGGACUGCAGCGUCGGUCCGGCUGGCGGAGCAGGAAGUCACUCGUCCAAUGGAGCGGGGACAGGAAAUGGUUCUGGAACCGGACAAAAUGGAGGACGACAGGACCGGGAGGAAAUCAGGAAGUUGGAGGAAAAGAUCCAGAGGUUGACGGAGAAGCUGCAGGAUUUCCAGUCCACCAUGAAUGAACACCUCCACCAUGAACUUGUCAGACCCGGAAAGAACCCAGCAGACGCUGCGCCGCCCGAAAUCAAAGAGACGAUCCACAGCAUUCAGACCAAACUGGACCAGCUGGACAACCGAACCAAGGCUCAUGAUAAAACUCUGGUGAGCAUUAACAACCACCUGGUGAACGGGAAGGGCAACGAUCUGGACGGAGACGUUUCCCCUGGAGGACUGAGUGGAGAGCAGCUGAGCUCCCUGAAGGAGAGCGUCCUGAAGGAGCUGGAGCGCCGAGUGCUGCUGUCCUGCUCCUCCUGUCAGGCCGGCGUGGAGGACCUGCGGCGCCAGCAGCAACAGGACCAGGAGAGAAUCCGCGCUCUGGAGAAGCAGCUGAAUGACGCCGACGUUCGCCACCGACAGGACGCCGAAAGGCUUCGACUGGAGCUCCAGCGCUCCCAGAGAUGCUGCAGCUCCAUCGACGACCUGCAAAACCGCAUGAGCGACGCAGAAAACAAGAUCAGCUCGGCCUCAGAGAGCUUCAACGUCCUACUGGACCGCCUGAGGCCCGGCAGCGACGGUGGAGAAUCCCAGGGAGGGGGAGGAGCCAUCGGAGGAGGAGGAGCUACAGGCGGGGCAAUUGGAGGAGGCAAUGGUUUGACCGAUGUUCGGUUGAAUCUCCUGAAGGACUUGGAGCUCCGCAUCAACAGCAGCGUUCUGCAGGCCUGCUCUCACCUGGAGGCCGACCUGAGGGAGUUUGUCCAGAGAGAGCUGGACGACCUGCGGACGGCGUUCUCACACCGCUUCGACGACCGCACCUUCAGGAUCGAAGACGUGGAGCUGGAGGUGGAGCAGCUGCAGAGCAACCUGCUGGAGCAGGACAGGAGACUGUCGGUGCUGGAGAACCAAACGGCCGAGACGAGGAAGAGGCUGGAGGAGUGCCACUGCACAGGUGGGGGAGGGGCUUCUGGAGCAGGUGGAGGUAAAGGAGAAGAAAGAGGCGGAGACACUGUGGAAGGUUUCACAGGAUCCGGUGGGGGUGGAGCAGGAAGCGCUGGAACAGGUGGAGGUUUAUCUGGCGGGAGAGAAAACACGACCAAGAAAUCUCUGGAGUGGAGAGUUGUGGCCAACGAGGGUCAGAUUCGACACUUCAACACUCGACUGAAGGACCUGUCGGUGUCUGGAGACUCUCUGCAUGACCGGGUUCUGGACCUGAGCCACGACGUUCGGGCGAUCAAGUCGCUGACCGGUGACAACGGUGAGAACUUCAACCGCAUCGUGAUGGAGGUGGAGAUGCUGGGUCAGGACUGUGAGCUGUGCAGCCGCGUGGAGGCGGACCUGCAGAACCUCCAGAACCGGUCCCAGGACCUGAGCGCCAUGCAGGAGGCGCUGCAGAACCUGGAGAACCGCGUCGGCUCCAUCCAGACCCGGCUGGACUCGGAGGGCGGCGGCUGCAGCCGGGUUUGCUCGCCGCUGCAGGACGACGUCCGCUCGCUGCGAGACGAGGUCCGGAGAUGCUCGGAGCGCUGUGGGACCGGGACCGGGUCCUUCACAGCAGGUAACGGUUCCACCGGAGUUCCUGCUGCCGGAGGCUUCGGGCCGGGCCUGGACGCAGAGAAGCCUUUAGAUGGCCACAGCGUGAUCGGAGGAUCCUUCAACAGCAACCAGCUGAAGACGCUGCAGGGCGAGCUCAGCGACAUCAUCUUCACCUUCGGCUCCAUCAACGACACGCUGAAGGGCCUGGAGCACAGCGUGCAGAAACACGGCAGCGUCAUCACCGACCUGGGAAACACCAAGGACAAGAUCAUCUCUGAGCUGGACAAGAUUCAGCAGGAAGUGACAGAGCACGUCCAGAGGAGCCAGGAGCGGCUGGACCGGACAGACCAGGACGUCCGCCGCCUCGAGAGCAUGCUGGUGGCAGAGACGGGCGACUGCCGGCGCUCCGGAGACGGGCUGGAGAAGAGGCUGUCCAAGCUGGAGGGAGUCUGCGCCAGGCUGGACGGCGUCUCCGACUCCAUCUCCAAGGUCAAAGAAGGCCUGAAUCACCACAUGUCGGGUUUGUGGAGCCACGUUUCCGGCCUGAACCAGUCCCUCAUCCAACAUGGAGGAAUCCUGGACGCUGUUCAGAAGAACCAGGAGCGGGUCCAGAGCAGGGUGAAGAGCCUGAACUCCAGCCUGGUCCAGGUCCACAAGGAGCUGCAGUCUGGGCAGACUGGCCUUCCAGGGCCUCCAGGAGAGAAAGGCCUGAUGGGGCUGCCGGGCCCCCGGGGGCCCCCCGGACCUCCUGGGCUGAAAGGAGACGCUGGCUCCCGAGGAUUUCCAGGUCCUAAAGGUGAACCAGGUCUUCCAGGUGUGGACACUCACAGACCCAGGAUGUCGUUCUCUGCAGGCCUCACCGCCCUGAAGGAAACGCCGGGAACCGUCGUCUUUAACAAGGUCUUCGUCAACGAGGGCAACUUCUACAACCCGGCGACAGGUGUUUUCACCGCCCCGGUGGACGGACACUACUACUUCAGCGCCGUCCUGACAGGUCACAAGAAUGAGAAGAUCGAAGCGGUUCUGGCCAAGUCCAACUACAGCGUGGCCCGGGUGGACUCGGGCGGGUACCAGCCCGAAGACCUGGAGGCAAAGCCGGUGGCCGAGUCAAAGGUCAGCAGCGGCUCGCUGGCCGUGUUCAGCCUGGUGCUGCCGCUGCAGCGCGGCGACACGGUGUGUGUGGACCUGGUGAGGGGGAGGCUGCCCCACUCCGUGGAGCCGCUCACCGUCUUCAACGGCAUGCUGCUGUAUGAAAACUUAUGAGCCUGGUGAGUCAGAGACCAGCCAGAGCCGCCUGAUCCGACCUGCUCAGCUCUCUGAUGAGGCCGAAAUAUUUCCCAUGAUCCUCCCUGCUCGACUCAGCAGGAGGGAUUUUAAAUCCGCCUGUGUUCUGUCCAAUCAGCAGAGACCUUACCUGGUCACAUGACCCAAACUCCUCUGGAGCCAGAACAUUAUAGUAAUGUUCUGCAUUAAUAUCCUGAUGUUUGUCCAGAAGGUGGCGAUGCGGAGCCGGACAUGGACUGAGGAUCUGAUUUAUGUCUGAUAAAAUGUUUGGAUGUUUUAUGGAAUAUUGUUGAUGCACUGCUGCGUUCAGUCAGUUCACCUCUUCCGACCUCUAACCCACGCCAUUACUGUGUCAACCAUUAAGGCCACGCCCCUACAACGCCACACAGCAACACCCAGCUUAUUAACGCUGACAAAAGCAAACCUUAGUGGUGGACACCGCUAGCUAAAAGGUUAGCAGCGCUAACCCUAAAACACUAACCAUAAACGUUAGUUAUGCUAACGCUACACCAACAUGAUAGUUGGUGGAAACUAAUGCUAAGCACUAAAUUCAACCCUAACCGCAUCCACCAUGUGUCAAUGACACUGCCUUCUUGCUCAGUAAAGUUUCUUUAAAAUAAAAAGAAAAUGUGAGGAGAGGAAACUGGGCUGCAGCUUUCAAAAUAAGAGCAUGAGUAUAAGCAUCUAACCUACCAGAAGAAUUCAGAAGAGCCGACAACCAAAACUUCAACUCAAAUGUCAAACUUUAUUCAAGUAAAUCAGGUCUAUAGAUUUUAUAUGAAAAAAAAUAUUUAGAGGAAGCUAAGCCCUUUCAAAGUUAGCAAAAAAGCUAAAGCACUGUACAAAAAAUUAACUAUUAGUGCAUUAGCAGGUUAGCAUAAGUGUGCCCACUGCUGAUCAUAAAUAUAAGAAAAUGCAAAACCAUUUCAGGUCUGUUGUUCCUGCCCACUGAUCUUCAUUUAACCCGACCAGAACCAGAGGUUUGGGUCCCUGGGUUUCGUUAAAAAUGGCCACCAGGUUGUGCUGUGUCAGGACGGGAUAUCUGAUAAAAAAAUCACAGUCUUGUUUUGUUUUUAUGACAUAUUGAGAAAGUCACUGAAUAAAAUAACAAUACUCUGUGAGCGCCCCCAAGUGGUCAGGUGAAUAUUAGCCAGGACCUGCUACCAGUUUCACUUUUAGUUUAAAGCAUCCAGCAAGCUGAGGUGAGUGAUGCAUCAUUCUAACUAAAAUUAUCACUGGCUUAUUGCUGCAGUGUUUGCCUAACAGCUUUACUGCACAUGUGUAGUAAACAUGGUGUGUGUCAGGUUAGCAUGAGCAGCAGCUAAGGGAAACUACAGUCUUCUGGUGGAAAGUGUUUGUUUUAUUCCUCUGACUCCGUCCACAAUGGCAACAUCAACUUCAUGGACUGUGGAGAACUUCACUGGAGGCUCGACAUGUCGGAUAACACUCCAGACUCAUGCUUUACCUUCUAGAUAAUAAUGCUAACGUGCUACAUCAACACAGAGUUUAGCAGAAGCUAAUGCUCUAUAUCAACACAGAGUUUAGCAGAAGCUAAUGCUAAUGUGCUAUAUCAACACAGAGUUUAGCAGAAGUUAACACUCUAUAUCAACACAAAGUUUAGCAGAAGCUAAUGCUAACUUGCUUUAUCAACCCAGUUUAGCUUAAGCUAAUGCUAACGUGCUAUAUCAACACAGAGUUUAGCAGAAGCUAAUGCUAACUUGCUUUAUCAACCCAGUUUAGCUGAAGCUAAUGCUAAUGCUCUAUAUCAAACACAGAGUUUAGCAGAAGCUAAUGCUAAUGUGCUAUAUCAACACAGAGUUUAGCAGAAACUUAUGCUAAACUGCUAAAUUCAACCAUGUUGAUACCAAGUGGCAAUGAUAAUGCUAAACAUUAGCUAAAACGCUAAGCAAAUUAGCAUAUUAGCAGAGGUGUGGCCACCAGAGUUCAGCAAUGUUCUGGAGAUGUUAUGAAGACAAAUAAAGUGCUUAUGAUCCGGGACCGGACCGGACCAGGCAGACAAAGCAACCAUGAGAAAGACCACAGGAAGUCUUCAUCACCGGCGAAGAAUUAAGAGACUGCUCAAAGUUUCUCCGUAUACGGUGUUCCCCACGCCCAGGUUUCUUCUGGUUAGCAGAAGAUGAGUAAAUGCAGAGAGAAAUUUUCUUCUCCAGCCCGUCGCUAUGUGGAAAAGUAAUCACACCCCUAGAUAAAUCCUGAAUCCGACGGGAUUAACCGUCAAUCAAUCAUAAACCUGACUGGUUCCUGCUGGAAAACCCUCCAGUGUGUCUGAAUUAAAUCAAUUCAGUGAAGCAGGUGGGGUCAAAGUUCACCCUCAGUAGUGCUGCAGCAGCAGGAGGAACAACCAGGCGUCAGGUUGGGGUGAAUACUUUCUCACAGUAACUAAAUCACUGCAGCUUCUGCUUAGGUUUUAAAUGUCAUUUGUAAUCUAAAUCUUUAAAUAAUUAGAUAAAUAUGGAAGAACGAAGCCGGAAUAUAAUAAAAACCAGAAAUAUGUCAUCAUUUCAGUCCAGUCAGAUCAGGUGAUUUAACAUGCAGGACAGUUCAGUUUAUUGUUCCAGCUGAUGGUUUUUCUACCUGAGGAAUCCAAGCAUAUGGCGACAGUGGAGAGGAAAAUCGGAGGAAAUGUUCCAGUAUAACUUCCUAUAAUGAAUAUAAAGUCUUAUAUUUUAAUAACUUGUGAACUUAUAGUUUACUCAACACAGCAUAGUUUUAACUAUUAUUAAAUGUUAAAUGGCUUUCCAUAAAGUAUUAAAACAUUGACCUGCUGCCUGACGUAGAGCUGCAGUGGCUAGAUGAGCAGCUUUCUGCUGGUGGGACAGACGUGAAGCAUGUAGAGAUGUUUAAGCUGUGACCGGAUGAUGAAGACAUAUCAUCAUCAUCAUCAUCACGAACUGUUGAUGCUUCCUGAACAUGAAGGACAGUUUUUCACGACUCGGCUGGAAGUGAUGUUUGCUGUCUGGAGAAAUGUUGUGAAGAUGUUUGGCCUUCAUAUUUAAAAACAUCUUGACGCUCUGAUGUAGAAUUGGACCUGAAGCAACACCAGUUUCUUCACUCAGGAUUGUACAGUUGAACAUGUUCUGUGUUCAUUUCUGGCUUCUGUAGCAACAAAUCUGUAAAGCUAAAAUGUUUCUGACAGAUGUUGUUAAAAGCUUCAUUAAAUCUAUGAUUAACUGUU